This is a messenger RNA of Aethina tumida (small hive beetle), 8523 nucleotides long. RefSeq names its product protein PF3D7_1417600. The transcript has 5 exons. The record is from RefSeq and is a predicted model, not a curated record. Bases 115 to 8388 code for a protein of 2757 amino acids. Lineage: Eukaryota; Metazoa; Arthropoda; Insecta; Coleoptera; Nitidulidae.
GAUGGUAACAGGUCAGAUCUAGAUUCUACUAAUAAGUCUGUACGUAUAUUUCGUCUUAAGCAGAAUAUUCGGAGUGUCUCUAAUAUUACCAAUGAGUCUCUUCAUGUGUUGUCAAUGCUAAGUCUAGAAAGCGGAAACGAUAAAAUUUCGAUAAGUAGUGAACAUUUGAACGAUUCAAUAACUUCUGCAACCAAUAAACAUGACAAAAGUGUACUGAGUGAUAUAGUAAUCAUUGAGACUGACGAUCAUUUCGUAUCUGCAAGUACGCAAGACAAAAAAAUCGGGAGUCCCAGUGACCCUGUUAUCAACAAUUUAACCCAGCGUACUCCUACUUAUACCAAAAUCAAUUCAAGUGAAGAAUUGGAAUUUUUCUCUGCACCACAAAUAAUUGACAAAGAUUCAAAUGAUUGUCACGAACUGGUUAGAAUAAAAACUGAUGGUAAAAAGAAGAUAAUCAAUAAUCCAUGUCAAAGAUUAGAUAGUCAAAAUUCAAUACAGACGACUAGUUUGACAUCAUCACAAUUAGUUCAUAAUGGAAGUAUUAUUGAAAUGGAACAAGACAUGUACAAUUCCGAGGCAGAGGACUGCACUCUUGCCAAUAUUGACACGACAGGGAGUCAAAAAAUGACAGAUGAGGAAAUAAAAAGAUAUAAAUUCGUUAACCCAGAAUCAAUUUCAAGUAUUGAAAUUUUAAAUGUAUCUAAUAAUAAAAACAAAUUAUCUGAUAAAAAGAACGUGUCAGAUGAAGUGAAUUGUUCACUUUCUGUGGACCAAGAUAAUCCUGUUAGCGAACUUAUCGAAUCAAAUAAAAAGGAGGUAAAAGCAAAACGAAAGGGAGUGAAGAAAGAAUUGAAUCUUGAAAAUGUAAAGAAUAAUCUGAAUUCUUCACUUCAUAUGAAUCAACAUAGCACAGGGAAUGUAUCAGAUAUAAAUGCCAAACCAGAAAAAAAUAUAUUAAAAGAAAUUAAGUAUAUAAAAGAAAAAUCACGAACUGUAAUUAAUCAAGAUAACUCAGUAAAUGUAAUCGCUGAAGAAAUAGAUAAUUCCUCUGUUUCUGUAAACCAGGGCAACCCAGACAGUAUAUACAAUGAAUCUAACAAAAUCAUCAACUUAAAAUCGGCAAAGGAGGAAUCACAAACUGAGACUACAUUAGAUAACUUACCUACUGUAUUAUCUGUGACCCAAGAAUACUCAGUUAGUGUACUUGCCGAAUCUGAUAAAGGCAACGUAAAAUCAAAUGAAGAAUCACAAAUUGAGAACAUCUCAGUGAAUCAAGACAGUUCAGCAAGUGCACAUAGUGAAUUAGACAAAAAUAUCCGAAACUCCGAAAAGGAGAGUGUUUUCAUUGAAUCUGAGAAAAUUAAGUCUAAAUCAAAAGGAAUAGAAUUAAAUGAAGAAAUUGAGUUUGAAUCAGAUUGUUCCCAUUUAGUGAAGCAAGAAAAAUCAACAAACGAAGAGAAUAUUAUUUUUCAAAAUAAUGCAAUUAAAUCUACAUCCAAAAAAAUGGUAUCAGAGAAAAAUACACAAAUUGAAAUUAUAUCAGAAAAUUUACAUUCUUCAUUUUCUGAGGCCCAAGAGAACUCUGCUAGUGUGCUUACCAAAUCUGAUAAAAAGAAGCUUAAAUCAAAAAGAAAGGGAUUAAAAAAAGAAUCACAAAUUGAAAAUGUAUCAGAUAACGUGAAAUCCCAAAUUAACCCUAAAUUGGAUAAUAUAGAUAUAAAGGAAAAAUCACAAACUGAGACUACAUCCGAUAACUUACAUUCCUCAUUUUCUGUAUCCCAAGAAAAUUCGGUUAGUGUAUUCAAUGAAUUUGAUAAGAAGAAGCUCAAAUCAAAAAGAAAAGGAUUAAAGAAAGAAUUACAAAUUGAAAAUGUGUCAGCUAACUUGAAAUUCUCACUUUCUGAGAAUCAAGAACAAAGAAUAUUAACAGAAGAUUCACAAAAAGAGUCUGUUCACACUGAAUCUGAGAAAAUUAAACCUAAAUCAAAGAGAGCAGAGUUAAACGAAGAAACUCAUAAUGUAUCAGAGACUUAUCAUUUAGUGAAUGAGAACAAUUCAACAAAUGUACUCAUCCAAAAUGACAAAAUUAAAUCUCAAUCGGAAAUAAUAGUACCAACGAAAAAUACACAACUUGAAACUACAUUAGGUAACUUAGAAAAAAAGAUAUUAAAAGAAAAAUCUGAUAAAAUUAAACCUAAAUCGAAAAGAAGAAAAUUCAGGGAAGAAAUAGAUGUGCCAAAUUUUGUGAACGAGGAUAACUCGGCCAGUAUACAUGUGAAUUCUGACAAAAUUAACUGCAAAUCGGAAAAAAUGGAUGUAAAGGAAAAAUCACAAACGGAAACUACAAUUGAUAAUUUACAUUCCUCAUUUUCUGUGACCCAAGAGAACUCCGCUAGUGUACUCACCGAUUCGAGUAGAAAGCCAGAAGCAAGAAGAAAAAGAUUAAAGAAAGAAUCACAAAUUAUCAACCAGGACAAUUCAGCAAAUGUAGCUAAUGACAAAAUGAAAUCUAAAUCUAAAAAAGUGGUAUCAAAUGAAAAUACACAAACUGAAGCUCAAUCAGAUAAUUUACAUUCUUUAUUUUCUGUGGCCCAAGAGGACUCUGAUAGGGUUCUUACCGAAUCUGACAAAAUUAAUCGUAAAUCGAAAAAAAUUGGUAUAAAAGAAAAAUCACAAACUGAGAGUCCAUCAGGUAACUCGGAAUCGACUAAAAAGAAGCUAAAAUCAAAAAGAAGACAACUAAAGGAAGAAGUACAAAAUACAGAUAGUUUUGAUUCAGUAAACCAGGAUAAUUCAGUGACUAAUGAUAUAAUGAUAUCUAAAUCUAAAAAAGUUGUAUUAAAUGAAAAUACACAAAGUGAAGGUGUAUCAGAUAAUUUACAUUCUUCAUUUUCUGUGGCCCAUGAGAACUCUGUUAGGGUUCUUACCGAAUCUGACAAAAUUAAUCGUAAAUCGAAAAAAAUUGGUAUAAAAGAAAAAUCACAAACUGAGAGUCCAUCAGAUAACUCGGAAUCGACUAAAAAGAAGAUAAAAACAAAAAGAAGGCAAGAAAAGGAAGAAGUACUAAAUACAGAUAGUUUUCAUUCAGUAAACCAGGAUAAUUCAGUGACUAAUGAUAUAAUGAUAUCUAAAUCUAAAAAAGUUGUAUCAAAAGAAAAUACACAAAUUGAAACUGUAUCAGAUAAUUUACAUUCUUCAUUUUCUGUGACCCAAGAGAACUCUGUUAUUGUUCUUACCGAAUCUGACAAAAUUAAUCGUAAAUCGAAAAAAAUUGGUAUAAAAGAAAAAUCACAAACUGAGAGUCCAUCAGAUAACUCGGAAUCGACUAAAAAGAAGCUAAAAUCAAAAAGAAGACAAUUAAAGGAAGAAGUACAAAAUACAGAUAGUUUUCAUUCAGUAAACCAGGAUAAUUCAGUGACUAAUGAUAUAAUAAUAUCUAAAUCUAAAAGAGUUGUAUCAAAAGAAAAUACACAAAUUGAAGCUGCAUCAGAUAAUUUAUAUUCUUCAUUUUCUGUGACCCAAGAGAACUCUGUUAGGGUUCUUACCGAAUCUGACAAAAUUAAUCGUAAAUCGAAAAAAAAUGGUAUAAAAGAAAAAUCACAAAUUGAGAGUACAUCUGAUAACUCAUAUGCUUUAGUUUCUGUGACCCUAGAAAACUCCGAAUUUGCUAAAAAGAAGCCAAAAUCAAAAAUAAAAGGAUUAAAAAAAGAGUUACAAAUUGAAGAUAUGUCAGAAAAUUUGAAUUUCUCACAUUCAGUGAAUCAACGUAGUUCAGUAAAUACACUAGCUGAAUCAGACAAAAAUAUCAGCAAAUCGGAAAAUGAAGAAUCCCGAAUAGAGAUUGCUCGUACUGAAUCUAAUAAAUUUAAUAUUAUGUCAAAAAAAGGGGAAUUAAAGGAAACCACUGAAUAUGUGUCUGAGAGUUUUCAUUCAGUGAAUCAGGAUAGUCCUGCAAAUGUAUCCAGCAAAUCUGACAAGCUUCAAUCCAAAUCGAAAACAACAGAAUCAAAGGAAAAAUCGCAAUUGGAAAACAUAUCAGAUAGCUUAAACAGUUUUCAUUCUGUAUACCACCACACCGAAUUUGAUAAAAAGGAGCUGAAGUCAAAAAGGAAGAGAUUGCAGAAAGAAUCGCAAAUUGAGGAAGUGUCAGAUAACUUGAGUUCCUCACAUUCAAUAAAUAUACUAGUUGACUCAGACCAACAUAUUCCAAAAUCGAAAAAAGGGAACAUAUUUAUCGAACAUGAAAUUAAGCAUAAGUUAAAAAAUAUAAAAUUAGAGAAAGUUUCUGAUGAAGAGUCAGAUAGUAAUUCAGCGAGUUUAACGGAAUUACCCAAAGAAUCUGCUAAAAUUAGAGCUAAAUCAAAAAAAAUGGUAAUAAAGGAAAAGUCACAAUCUAAAAACUUAUCCGCAAGCUUAAGUACACCAUCCUCUGUAUACCACAGUGCUAAUGUUCCUAGCGAAUCUGAUAAAAGGUUAAAAUCGAAGAAUAUUGAGUUACAGAAUGAAUCGCAAAUUGAUAAUGUGUCAGAUAACAUCAGUUCCUCACAUUCAGCGGAUCAAAACAGUUCAGUAUAUGCACUAGAUAUAUCAGACAAAAAUAUCCGAGAAGCGGAAAAAAGGGAUGAAUCAAAAAAAGAAGAGAACAACAUAUCUACCGCAUAUGAUACAAUUAAGCGUAAAAUAAAAAAUAUAAAAUUAGAAAUAGUAAGUGAUGAAGAGUCAGAUAGUAUUAAUACUAUGAACCAGAAUAAUUCAGUGAGUGUAACGGAAUUAUCCAAGGAAUCUGUCAAAAUUAAACCUAAAUCGAAAAAAAAGGUAUCGAAUGAAAAAUUACAAUUUGAAAACAAAUCAGAUAGCUUAAGUACAUCUUCUGCAUACCACACUGCCAAUGUACUUAGCGAAUCUGAUAAGAAAGAGCUGAAAUCAAAAAUAAUGGAAUUACAAGAGGAAUCGCAAAUUGAGAAUGUGUUAAAUAACAUAAAUUCUGUGAUCCAGGACUGCUCUGAGAAAACACCCAUCGAGUCCAACAAAAAUAUUCAAAAAUCUAAAAAGAAGGUAUUAUACGAAGAAUCAAAAAAACCGAACGACAAAAUUGAGCAUAAAUUAAAAAAUAUAAAAUUAGAGAAAGAGUUUGAUAAGGUGUCAGAUAGUUUUUAUUCCGCGAACCAGGACAAUUCAUUCAGUGUACCGACAAUACCCAAAGAAUCUGAAAAAAUUAAGUCUAAAUCGAUUAAAAUGGUAGCAAGGAAAAAAUCACAAUCAGAGAACGUAAAUGGUUUCACUGAAUCUGAUAAUAAGAAGCUAAAAUCAAAAAGAAAUGGAUUAAACAUAGAAACGCAAACUGAGGAUGUGCCAGAUUUAAAAUCUUCACUUAUUGUAAAUCAGAAGAGUUCAGAUAAAGUACUUAUAGAAUCUAACCAAAAUGUGCCUAAACGGAAAACGAGGAUAUUAUACGAUGAACAUCAAAGUAUGAACAUUCUUACCGAAUCUAACAAAAUUAAGCCUGUGUCAACAAGAAGAAAAGUAGAAGAUGAAAUUAACAAUAUGUCAAACAGUUUUUAUUCUGCAAAAGAAUCUGAUGGAAAGAAGCCGAAAUCAAAAAGAAGAGAUUUGAAGAGGGAAUGGGAAAUUGAGAAUACUCCACACUCCGAAAACCAGGACAGGUUAGAACCUAAUAAAACUCGGACUAAAACAAAAGUAAUAAAGUCAGAGGACGGAUCACAAAUUGAGAAUGUGUCGGGGAGUUUCCAUUUUUCACUACCUGUUAACCUGGAUAAUUCAUCAAUUGUGCACAAUGAUAAAAAUAAACCCAAAGCAAUGAACCAAGUAUUAAAAGAAGAAUCCGAAAUUCAGGUUAUAUCGGACAGUCCGUAUUCUACACGUUCUAAGAAAAAAACAACACAAGAAAACAAAAAGAAUGGCGAUUCUAAAUGUCAAAUAUUUUUCAAGGAAAACAGAUCCCAAGAAAUAAAAAUUGCAGAAGAACAUGGUAAAACUGAAUCAAACACAGUAAGUGGUUUAGUGAUCCAAACAGACAGCGUUGUGAACCAAAUAAAUUCUAAAAAUAUUAUGGAACAUCAAGACGACAAUAAACAAAUUGUGAGUAACAAAUUUGUAACACAAAUUAAAAACUGUAUAACACAAUCGUUGGCCGAUGAAACAAAAAUGAAGAAGCAUCAUUUUGAAGACAAAAUUCAUUCAUCUGCUAACUCGUUGUCCAAUAUUGACGUACCCAUCGAAAAUAUCAAGUCACAGUCUACAAAAUUGUCUGAACUAAAUAUAAACUCUGUAAUUAAUGUUCAACAAGAUUCAGUCACGGUAAUGGAUGAAUUACCACAUGAUAACAAUAAUACUUAUAAUAGUACCCAAGAACAUCAAGGCAGUCAAACAAGACAUUCAAAAAUUAAAAUUCUUCAGAAUAUAGUACUAAAUAAUUCUAGCAGUCCAUUGAAGGCUAACGUAUCAAAUGUAAACAAUUCGAUAGAACCAACAUUACAAAAGGUUAGAUCUAAUAUUGAUACCAUUCUUUCAUCCAUAUAUUCAAAUGAGCUUUUAAGCAAGUCAAAUGUUGAUAUAAAUCUUAGUCCCAUUCCUCCUAAAAAUUCCCAGUCAUUUAAACUAGAAAUCAACCAGAGUGAUAUUUCCAUGGCAACUAAAAAAAAGCAUACUAGUGAAUUUGUUGAUGGAAAAAUAAAUGACAUUCGUCCCGUCAAUAAUCGAAUUGACAAAGAAUUAGUUAUUUAUUUAAAUAGAAUUAAUUUGCCAGAAAAAAGUGUGCCUAAUGAACAAACUGAAAACGUAAACAAAGAAACCAGCAUUACUAAUGUAAUUAACUUUAAAUCACUUGAAUGUAAUAAGUUGUUUAAUCAAAAUAAGAGUAGUUCGAGGCAACAAUCAAACUCGCAAACAAAUGAACAUGUUCAAACAAACAAAACAGGUAGAUCUGAAAUACGUAGCAUCAGUUCUAUGCCCAGUAAACAUAAUGGUUGUGUAGCAAGAAAACUUUUCGUAUCAAAACCUCAAGAUACAACAUUGUCGAUGAAUAUUAACCAGGGUCAAGAAGAAAUUAUGCAACAAAAAAGUCGUAUGGGUACAGACAAAAGAAGAAGGCGGUUGUAUGAUUCCAAUGAUUUGUUUCACAAUACUCUUUUAGAAAUAGACGGAAGCCCAUCAGCAACAUCUGAAGAACGUCUACCAAAUGAAAGAAGUCAACAUGAUUCUACUAAACCUAAUCAAAUCAAUUUAAAAGUUGGUCAAAAAGAUAUUAAAUUAAAAUCUUACGUCACCACUGAUGAUUUGAUUACCUCUUUUGCUUCAUGUGACUUGCAAACGGUGAAAGAGAACGAAACUUGGGGUACGACUGUUGCAAAGGUUUUGACACCUAUUAAAACUGCUAGUAAUCUGAAAGGUGCAGGCACCAAAGAAAAAGACACCAGACAACGCAGAAAUGCCAAUUCUAAAAUAAAUGAGUACAUUGAUUUAAAUCAGAAUAUUGAACUGUUUCAUGAUGAUGUGCAAAUUGUCACUGAAUCGGUGGCGAAAUCUAAUGAAUUUAAAACCCCCACAAUGAAGGACAGAGAAAAAAGGUUAAAUGAUCUGGAAAUUAAGAACAAAAGAAACAAAAAUAUUGUAAGUAAUUCUGCACAGUUUCUCGAUCGUCCUAGAAGCGUAACGCGAAAGAAUGGCAGAUGUGAAUCUACGAUAAUAACUGACGGAAAACCUCGUACAUCCAAACGGGAAAAUACUAAAACAAAAGGAUACGAAUUAAAAGAAUAUACAAAUGACAAAAAUAGUGUUUGUCGGAUAACGUUUACUGACUUAUAUAAAAAUUUUAAAAACGUGGCCAAAGUUGUCAAUGAAGAUACAUUUACGAACCCAUCAUCAAAGAAAGGAACCAAAAAGGAUAAAAUGCCUUCCAAGCGAAAAGUAUCCGACCAAGUAGAUGGGCAUGCUUUAGAUAGGAAAAGGCUUUGCAAAACUAAUGAAAAAAUAGGUAAGCCAACGCAUCCGAAUAUGUCACUUGAUGAAAUUGUGACUCUGGGACCAACAUCCAGUCCCAGCCAUCAGCAAGAAGAAACAGAAUCACACAUUGAAAUAAAAAGUAGUAGCCCGGAAUGGGUAGACUUUGAAAGAACAUUAUUGUCAAGAAGCAAAAGAAGGUACGAGGAAGACGAUGUUAUUGACUGUACUAGACCUAAUAAAAGACAUCGAAUGGAUAAAAGAUCUACAACAUCUAGAGGAAAUCCGGAGAACACUUCGUGGGGGAUGUCCCUAAAAGAAUUUAAGAAAUUUGCAAAAAUGAUGGCCAACUGCUAUCUCCAAGAUUCAAGUGUGAAGUUAUCUAAAACGGAUGUUAAAACGAUGCAACAAAUAGAAGGGUGGAAUUAAAACAAUCGUUCUGUUAAAAUACUAUUUGUUAGAAUUAAUGUAGUUAUAGUUUAUAGUUUCUUUGUUUGCAGUUAAUAAGUUAUUAAAUAAGUUAAUUAAUGUUAAUUAUAAAUUAAAUAAAUUAAUAUCAUUCAA